UCCGCCUUCUGUUCCUCCAGGACCUUAAAUCUGCGGAGAAAAGUGGAACUCAAAAGGAAAAAAAAACACAUUUAAUUGUGUUUGUUGACUGCGAUUUAUUUUUCCCCACUUCGAGGAGCUCGAACUUUAAAGUCUCUCGGGAUGGAUAUUAAUCGACCAGCAAAUGUCUCCUUUUUUGAUUUCGUCGGAGGAGUCCAACUUCUCCAGGGGGAGGACACCAGGACAGCCAUACCUGUCAUCCUCAUCGGGAUUUGCGUGUCCGGGGCAGUUGGGAAUUUGCUGAUUUUGCUGAUUUUCAUCCGUGACUUCAGAAACGGAAAGGGCUCCGAGGUGAAAGCGCUCCUCGCCUCUCUGGCCUCCACGGACUUGGCGAUCCUGCUGCUGUGCGCCCCAGUGCGCGCCCUAACCUACUACAAGCAGACCUGGACCCUGGGGAGUUUUGUCUGCAGCACCACGGACUGGUUCCAGCACUCGUGUGUGAUUGCAAAAACUUUAAUCCUUGCAGUCACCACCAGAGCCAAACACACGCUGGUGCCCAGCACCGCUACGGGGCCCCUCUACAGCCCGACGUGGAUCCACGGAGCCCUGGCGUUCAUUUGGAUUGUGUCGAUGAUGUUUCCAAUCCCUCAGAUGCUUUUCGCGUCUCUGGUGCCGCAUGGCCGCGACACUAUUUGCGUCUCUGAAAUGCCGAAGUGCGCGUCUGACUUCAUGAGUUUGUUCUACAAGAUUUAUCCAACUGCAGCCUUCGUGGUGCCGGUCAUCUUCACUCUUGCUUACUACACAAAAGCGCUGCACACCGCGGUGAACCACGCACCCAACCCGCAGCACCAGAGCAAAGUUACCCUGCUUUUACUGUGUCUAAGCGGCGCCCUCGGGCUCAUGCUGCUGCCAGAGUGGGGGACGUUCACCUGGAUCAGGCUUGGGUACAACAAACCUCCCGUGGGUUUGAUCAUCUUUGCGCAAGUCCUCCUUUACGCAUGCAGCUCCCUCUCUCCGGUGAUCUUGAUGACUAUGUACGACGACGUGCGCCAAGGUCUGAUCAGCAUCUGGUUCAUCGCCACCUGCAGAGGCACAAAGCCCAUCCACAGCACCAAGUGUCCAAAAACGGAGGGGAAUGGAGCUGAAGUCGGAGCCAACGCCGUCGGCAACGCGGUCUCGAAGGAGAAUGAGAAGAACUUCCCAGAUGUGGAGCACUUUUGGACAGGGCGCAGGAAUACGCACGUGGAGGAGGAGCAGGAUCCGGUUCCGUGGGAGAGAGAGGAGAAGAUGUUGUAAAUCAGAUUGUUUUGGUUCUGUUUUUUAGCAGUAGAGUUCAACUUGUUCUCAGCUGGUUUCUAGUGUGUUGACCCACCGUGCAGACCCUCGUUCAACGGCUGUUUGCUGUCGUGAGCUUGAUUAGAUGUAAAAUAAACUUGUACACUAUAAUGUUUUUUGAUGUAACACGUUUCUAUCUAUUUUGAAUAUCUGUUUUUGCCUGCAGUAUUGCUGCACUGUCAACCGUUAUUAGAGGUUUGUAUCUACAAAC
Messenger RNA from Anarrhichthys ocellatus (wolf-eel), 1525 nucleotides. Its product is annotated as G-protein coupled receptor 151. Gene Ontology annotation, cellular component: plasma membrane. The coding region runs from base 142 to 1275 and encodes 377 amino acids. The record is from RefSeq and is a predicted model, not a curated record. Gene Ontology annotation, molecular function: G protein-coupled receptor activity. The transcript has a single exon. Gene Ontology annotation, biological process: G protein-coupled receptor signaling pathway. Lineage: Eukaryota; Metazoa; Chordata; Actinopteri; Perciformes; Anarhichadidae.